CUUCGAGCACGACUGAAGCAUCGUCAACCCAAGUUCGACACACGACGACCUCAUAAGCGCAACACUCGCUUGUCCACAUCCAACACUUGCUCAAAGAUCAACUGGGGAGACAUCAGUCGGUUCGCCGCGCAACAACCGCCAUGGGGAAGCUCUCACCCCUAUCCUCGUCUCUUCGCCCCACGACCUCCUCUUCCACUCUCACAUGCGCCGCCCAGCAGGUCAGGCACGCAACCUACGUGGCCCGCCCUCGACGCCCCUACACAUUCACCCAAAUCAUCCAGCUCUCUGAUGGAUCGGCAUACACCCACCGCACAACCUCGCCUCAGGCCCUGUAUCGCGCCAACAAGGACUCACGGAACACCCUGACGUGGAACCCCAGCGAGACCUCGCUGAAGAACGUCGAGGUUGAUGAGGCCGGAAAGCUCGCUGCUUUCCGUGAACGAUUCGGCCGUGCAUUCGACAACCAGAACAAGGAGGAGGGCGUCGAACAGGCUCAGGAGGAGGUGGAGGAUGAGGGCUACGGAGAUCUGAUUGCGAGCUAUGCACCAGACAGGAGUCAUGAGAUGAAGAGCCAGGCGCCGGCGCAGAAAACAGGCAAGGGUGGAAAGAAGAAAUGAUCAGGCCAGUAUAGGGUCAGCACGCACUGCCACAUGUACAUCACGAGUUGCGCUGAGGGAGAAGGCGAAUGUACAACA
Messenger RNA from Emericellopsis atlantica, 695 nucleotides. RefSeq lists its product as uncharacterized. Gene Ontology annotation, biological process: mitochondrial translation. Gene Ontology annotation, cellular component: mitochondrial large ribosomal subunit. The record is from RefSeq and is a predicted model, not a curated record. The transcript has a single exon. Gene Ontology annotation, molecular function: structural constituent of ribosome. The coding region runs from base 141 to 617 and encodes 158 amino acids. NCBI's taxonomy places the organism in Eukaryota, Fungi, Ascomycota, Sordariomycetes, Hypocreales, Bionectriaceae.